Molecule: messenger RNA, 1875 nt
Organism: Alternaria alternata
Lineage: Eukaryota; Fungi; Ascomycota; Dothideomycetes; Pleosporales; Pleosporaceae
Product: cellulose synthase catalytic subunit
Exons: 3
Coding region: 1-1875 (624 amino acids)
Source: RefSeq, a predicted model, not a curated record
AUGGCUGUCGCGCCAGAUUCCCUCUGGCCCCUUGUGUCUGCUACAGGCCUCCUAGCGCCAUUUUGCUUGCUGGCCUACAUCUGUUUUCGGGUUUAUUGUCUUGCUUACACGCAAGUAGUUGGAAAAUACCAGCUAGGUUUAGCCUGGUUCUUCAUUGUCGUUGAGUUGUUCCAAUACCUUCCUACCAUUCUACUUUAUUUCAACCGUGUUUUUGUCUUGCGGCGACCCAGAAGACAAAAGCUUCAUCUUGAAGGCGAUGAUGUCCCAGCGGUAGCUGUACUCAUUACCGCGUGUGGGGAGGAUAACGACACCAUUCUCAAUGUUGUCAGGGCUGCAUGCGAGACAAAUUGGCCAUUGAAUCGCCUCAAUGUCAUCUUGUGUGAUGAUGGUCGGUCGAGGGAUCUGGAAGAAAGGAUGUUACAUGUAUCGCGGCAGUAUCCACACGCACACUAUACGAGUCGUGAGAAGCCAGAGGUGCCGGAUUAUAACCAGAAAGCGGGCAAUCUCAAUAACGGGCUGAAGUUUAGCGCAAAGCUCACAGACUUCCCCUCGCCAUUCGUCGCAGGCUUGGACGUCGACAUGAUAGUCCAACCAAAUUGGCUACGCGCCAUGAUGCCACAUCUUCUCAACGAUCCCAAGAUGGGGAUGGCAUGCCCGCCACAGUACUUUUGGAACAUUCCGCUCGACGAUCCAGUGCGACAGGAUCUCGAUUACUUCUAUGCCAUGACGGAGCUUAUCCAUGAUGGGCUCGGCGCAGGCGAUUGCGUUGGGUCCGGGUAUCUGGCGCGCAGGGAAGCAAUAGAGGACAUUGGUGGCUUUCCUACAUACUCGAUCAGUGAGGACACUGCUUGUAGCUCCAUGCUCCUCGGGAAAGGCUGGUCAGUAGCUUAUAUCGAUGAGUAUUUGCAAUGCGGUGAGAUGCCGGAUACUCUGUCUGGUCAUAUCAAACAGCGGACGAGAUGGACCAUUGGGAAUGUUCAAACAGCGUUCAAGAUCAACUUUCGCCUUUGGGGCCCGACUGUCCCCUUCUGUAACGCCCGCCAACGCCUCGCCGGCUACGUUUUUGGUGCAGGAUCUGUGGUGAACAGCGCACUUAACUGGCUGGGUUACAUCGGUCUUCCACUUGCACUACUAGCUGGCUAUCCUUUCGUAGUCUACUACGAGCGCUGGCAACUCGCUUGGCUUCUGCGACUCGUCUGCAUUUGGAUUUUUGCUGAUACGGCGCACAAGAUGAGUCUGGCGUUGUUUGUUGGGUAUCGGGACGCGAUGCGCUGGGAUCAAGCCGACGUUUGGCUUAUUCCGUACUAUACGCUUUCUCUUGUUCGCGGUAUGGUACUUCCGACACGCUUCGGUGGGACAAAGCCUGGAUUCACGCCGAGUGGAAGCCUCUCUCUGGAGAUCAAAGAACGUGGGCCGAGGCCUUCGGGCUUUUUCAGCCGCUUACGUGCGAUACUCUUCCAACAGAUGGUCUGGAUACACGUCUGCUUCAUUCUGGCUUGCAUCCUCGGUGUGGUACUUAACAUUGUACGUUGCUUCGACCCGGCAGAUCAAAUCAGCACUGCAUACUCGGCGGCUGAGGUCGUUCUCUCAGGCCAUGAUCGAUGGGUAUUUCUGCUUACCAGGAUCGGAUGGCCGCCGGUGUGGUGGCUCGGACAGCUGGCCAGCUGUUGGAUUCCGGUACAUUACCUGAUCUGGCCACCGAACGAAGUCACCGCCGACGAGGCAUUGCAACUGGAUGAGAAACGUGGCGUACGAUACCCGAAGGAGGAAUACUCCCGCCCACAGAGGACGAAUAUGGGAAGACCUACCGACCAUGUGACUGCGAUAGUGUUUGUGUAUUCGGUUGUGUGUUUCGCCGGGUCAUUUUAUGUCUAG